GGCCGGCGCUGCCCGCGGCUGGGACCGGCCGCUCUCCGCUCCCUUCCUGCCUUUCUUCUCCCCUUUUCCCCAAGAGCGGUGCCUUUUUUCCGCCCCCCUUCCUUCCUCCUCCCUGGGUUAGGCAGCGAUCAAUCCCUCUGGCCGCUGUCUGCCUGAGGAACAGGUGAUUUCUCGUGAGCGGCGCUCGGUUUUUGGAUGCGGCUCGCUCGCCUGCGUGUGAAGGAUGAUGAUACCAGGCAAGACUGAAUCAGCGUAACUUUUACUUGGCAAGAGGAAAAACUUUCUUCCCCGUUUGAAGGCGUUAAAAACACGUACCGUUAAAAAGCAGAAGAAGUUGGUUUUAAAGCUGAACUUCACUUUCCUGGGAUUUGUGUCAGAUUCAAAGGCUGCGUCGUUUUGCUUUUCUUUUUUUUUUUUUUUUUUUUUUUUUUUUUUCCUUCUCUCUUAUCUCCCAAAAGGAAACUGUUGCUAGUUGGAAUAGACUUCUUAAAUGUUUGGAAUUCAAGAUACUUUAGGAAGAGGACCGAUUCUGAAAGAUAAAUCUCUAGGUUCUGAGAUGGAUUCCGUCAGGUCCUGGGUCAGAAACGUUGGGGUUGUGGAUGCAAACGUAGCAGCACAAAGCGGAGUAGCUUUGUCCAGAGCCCACUUUGAAAAGCAGCCACCCUCCAACUUGAGGAAAUCCAAUUUCUUUCACUUUGUUCUGGCUCUCUACGACAGACAGGGGCAGCCGGUGGAAAUAGAGAGGACAGCUUUUGUGGACUUUGUAGAAAAUGAUAAAGAGCAAGGCAACGAGAAGACCAACAACGGCACCCACUACAAACUGCAGCUGCUCUACAGCAACGGUGUCAGGACAGAGCAGGAUCUCUACGUGAGGCUCAUCGAUUCUGUCACCAAGCAGCCAAUAACUUAUGAAGGCCAGAACAAGAACCCUGAGAUGUGCAGAGUGCUGCUCACCCACGAAGUCAUGUGCAGUCGGUGCUGUGAGAAGAAAAGUUGUGGCAACAGAAAUGAGACCCCAUCUGACCCUGUGAUCAUUGACAGAUUCUUCCUAAAAUUUUUUCUCAAGUGCAAUCAGAAUUGCUUGAAAACAGCAGGAAACCCAAGAGAUAUGAGACGGUUCCAGGUGGUGCUAUCAACGACAGUGAACGUGGAUGGGCACGUGCUGGCCGUGUCUGACAACAUGUUUGUGCACAACAACUCCAAGCACGGGCGGAGGGCGAGGAGGCUCGACCCCUCGGAAGCCACACCCUGCAUCAAAGCCAUCAGCCCAAGCGAGGGCUGGACCACAGGAGGAGCCAUGGUGAUCAUCAUCGGGGACAACUUCUUCGAUGGGCUGCAGGUGGUGUUUGGGACCAUGCUGGUGUGGAGCGAGCUGAUCACGCCUCACGCCAUCCGCGUGCAGACGCCGCCCCGGCACAUCCCCGGCGUGGUGGAGGUGACACUGUCCUACAAAUCCAAACAGUUCUGCAAAGGAGCACCAGGCAGGUUCAUUUACACAGCUUUAAAUGAACCUACCAUAGACUACGGCUUCCAAAGACUGCAGAAGGUCAUCCCAAGACAUCCUGGGGACCCCGAAAGAUUAGCUAAGGAAAUGCUGCUGAAAAGAGCUGCUGACCUGGUCGAGGCCCUGUACGGGACCCCCCACAACAACCAGGACCUGAUCCUGAAGCGCGCGGCCGACAUCGCCGAGGCUCUGUACAGCGUUCCCCGCAACCCCGCGCAGAUCCCGGCGCUGUCCAGCUCCCCUGCCCACAGCUCCAUGAUGGGCAUCAACUCCUACGGCAGCCAGCUGGGCGUCAGCAUCUCUGAGUCAGCGCAGGGCAACAACCAGGGUUACAUCCGGAACACCAGCAGCAUCUCGCCCCGGGGGUACUCGUCCAGCUCCACCCCGCAGCAAUCCAACUACAGCACGUCCAGCGGCAGCAUGAACGGCUACAGCAACGUGCCCAUGGGCAACCUGGGCGUGCCCGGCUCGCCCGGCUUCAUCAACGGCUCCCCCACGGGGUCCCCCUACGGAUUGAUGUCUUCAAGUCCCACAGUUGGUUCCUCCAGCACUUCUUCCAUCCUCCCGUUCUCCUCCUCGGUGUUCCCUGCUGUCAAACAGAAGAGUGCCUUUGCUCCUGUCAUCAGACCCCAAGGGUCCCCCUCUCCUGCCUGCUCCAGUGGCAAUGGGAAUGGGUUCAGAGCCAUGACUGGUCUUGUCGUUCCCCCAAUGUAAGGAAGGGGCAGCUUUGCUGCUCUCCCUCUUCCCUUUUUUCCUCCUUUUUUUUUUUUUUUUCAUUUUUCUUUUACAGCACAAAACUACUUAUUGUGAUGGACCACUAAAAAGGAAAAAAUAGCACUACAAGCUCUUUUUUGGGGGAAAGCCAGGCCCAGGAAAAAAAAAAAGAACAUUUUUUAUGGAUUGGACAAGAUAGAAGUCUGCAUCAUUUACCUGUUUCAUAUUUCUGACACAUCCACAUCAACUCCACAAACAUUAGGAAUGAAGAAUCAGCAAGAGCCAGGAUGAACAAGAGUUGGCAGAAUGGAAUUAGAAAUGCAAAGUCUUUCCUGGAAGACAAGGAAACCUUCCUAAGAUUUGUAAAAUAUUCAAAGGAAAAAAAAAAAAAAAGAAAUUGGCAAAAUGAUUCAAGCUUGAUAUUUUGGAUACAAUUUGUUUUACUUUGUAGGGGUAAAAAAAGCUGAAGUUUCUAUUUUCUAUGGAGCCUUUCAGAUAUUGAUUUAGUUUAUGCAGAAAAACAAUUCAACAAAACAGGGUACCAGCAUGAAAGAAUUUCUAGGACAAACUGACAUGAAUGAUGGAACUUGGUGUAUGUGUGUAUUUGCUUAUAGUUUAACCUCUUUAAAAAAUGUAAGAUGUUUUACAAUUAUUUAAAUAAAUAAACUUGUAACUUAUUGUAUGUAGAGGUAGAAAUUAAACCCUUUUUUGGACUUUUUUCCUCCAGUUGUACAAUGAAGAAAGAUGAUGCAAAAAUGUAGUGAUAAGUUUGAGAUAUAUUAUUACUGCUGCAAUUGCUCCUCACUUUCCUCCCCUCUUACUGAAUUCUUGUGCAAGGAUGUAUAGGAUUCUUUCUGAUUAACAAAACCCUCAGAAACUUUUACCUACAUUGUGCUAAACAGGUCAUGUAGGAAUUUUUUCACCCUCCUCAUCUUUUCCUCCCCCCUUUCCAAUUUUUGCUUCAAUUAAAAUAUUCAGGUACUAA
Messenger RNA from Oenanthe melanoleuca, 3203 nucleotides. RefSeq names its product EBF transcription factor 2 (gene EBF2). The record is from RefSeq and is a predicted model, not a curated record. Bases 491 to 2218 code for a protein of 575 amino acids. The transcript has 16 exons. Gene Ontology annotation, biological process: regulation of transcription by RNA polymerase II. Lineage: Eukaryota; Metazoa; Chordata; Aves; Passeriformes; Muscicapidae. Gene Ontology annotation, molecular function: RNA polymerase II cis-regulatory region sequence-specific DNA binding; DNA-binding transcription factor activity, RNA polymerase II-specific.